GGGUUUCCGCGUCCGGGUCGCAGCGGCUCCUCCAAGAGGUGAGGCUUGGCGCCGGGGCGGGCCCAGCCGAGCGGCGGCAGCAGCAGCGUCUGGCCUGGCACGGAGAAGGAGGAGGACGCCGCGGCCACCACCAUGGCCUCGUGGCGCUGGCAUCGCUGCUGCUGCUCCUGCGCGGCUGCCCGGGCGACGGGGCUGGCUGGCCCUUGGCGGACGCUGAAUGGCCGGAGGCCGCCGGCCCUGGGAGCCGCCGCCGGCGCCGCGCCCCUGCAGGAGGCUGCGACAUCUGAUUUUCUAGGCAGAAGUUCAGCUGUCUCCUUUCAAAAAAUACAUAGUAUAUUUUGGCGGUUUCAUCACUUUUCAGCACAAGCGCACAGCUGUGGUAAAGUGGUUAGUGAUGAAAAAUAUAAGGAUCCUUUUAAACUCGGAAGGAAAGACUUGAAACAUCUCUAUGAGGAUAUUAAAAAGGAAUUACGGGUAUCUACAGCAGAACUUAAGGAAAUGUGUGAAUAUUACUUUGAUGGAAAAGGAAAAGCCUUCCGACCAAUGAUUGUGGUGCUAAUGGCUAGGGCAUGCAACUUUCAUCAUAACAACUCUGGGGAGGUGCAGGCAAGCCAACGCUCCAUAGCUGUAAUUGCCGAAAUGAUCCAUACAGCUACUCUAGUUCAUGAUGAUGUCAUCGAUGAUGCAAAUUCACGAAGAGGAAAACUGACAGUUAAUCAAAUCUGGGGGGAAAGGAAGGCAGUCCUAGCUGGUGACUUCAUUCUUUCGGCAGCAUCUUUAGCUUUAGCACGUAUUGGAAACACAACCAUUGUUUCAGUGUUAACACAGGUGAUUGAAGAUCUGGUGCGUGGUGAAUUUCUUCAAUUGGGUUCCAAAGAAAAUGAAAACGAGAGAUUUGCUCACUACCUCGAGAAAACCUUUAAGAAGACAGCAAGUCUCAUAGCAAACAGCUGUAAAGCAGUUUCCAUCCUGGCCUGCCCUGAUCCUAAAGUUCAUGAGAUUGCAUAUCAAUAUGGAAAAAACGUUGGGAUAGCAUUUCAGUUAAUAGAUGAUGUGCUGGAUUUUUCUUCAUGUUCUGAUCAGCUGGGGAAGCCAACAUCGGCAGACCUUAAGCUUGGAAUAGCCACGGGGCCAGUCUUAUUUGCUUGUCAGCAGUUUCCAGAAAUUAAUGCCAUGAUAAUGAGGCGAUUCAGUUUGCCUGGAGAUGUCGAACGUGCUCGGGAAUAUGUAUUGCAGAGUGAUGGUGUACAACAAACAACCUACCUCGCCCAACGUUACUGCCACAAGGCAAUGACAGAGAUCAGCAAGCUCAGACCAUCCCCUGAAAGAGAUGCCCUCGUUCAGCUGGCUGAAAUUGUACUUUCCCGAGACAAGUGACACAGUUCCAUCUACUCAUUCUGGCAGCUAUUACCAGACUGUGCCUAAAACUACACUUCAGAACAUCUUGGUCUGCUUCCAGUGCAGUUAAGAUUUUUUUUUUUAAAGAAAUCAUCCUUUCCCCCACCUCUGAAAUAAAUUAACUUGUUUAUGAAGUAAAACAUUAUUGAAGGAAGCCAUACAAAAUGCUGAAGCAAGACCAGUCUGUUUAAAGUGGUACCAAUGCCUUGUGACUACUUUGAGUGAAGGGAUUUCUUGUUUUAGGUGGGCAUUGUUUACAUUGUUCAAUAUUGACACCCAAGGCCACAAUGAGAAUAAAUACAAUCAAUGUGUUGAAAUCA
This is a messenger RNA of Hemicordylus capensis (graceful crag lizard), 1718 nucleotides long. It is a transcript of the gene PDSS1, whose product is annotated as decaprenyl diphosphate synthase subunit 1. The record is from RefSeq and is a predicted model, not a curated record. The transcript is spliced from 11 exons. Gene Ontology annotation, cellular component: mitochondrion; transferase complex. Gene Ontology annotation, biological process: ubiquinone biosynthetic process; isoprenoid biosynthetic process. The coding region runs from base 133 to 1377 and encodes 414 amino acids. Gene Ontology annotation, molecular function: prenyltransferase activity. Lineage: Eukaryota; Metazoa; Chordata; Lepidosauria; Squamata; Cordylidae.